AUGAAGGGAUUGUGUAAGGAUAAGAGGUUACAUGAGGCUACUCAUUUGUUGUAUUCAAUGUUUUGGAGAAUCUCUCUGAAAGGUAAUGGCGAGGAUGUUGUAAUCUAUAGGACUCUUUUGGAUGCUUUAUAUGAUGAUGGAAAGUUCGAAGAAGCUGUGGAAAUUCUUGGUAAGAUUUUGAGGAAAGGACUGAAAGCUCCAAAGCGAUGCUAUAACCAACUUGAUCUUAGUCAGUGUGGUGAUGGUAAAGAUGCGGAAGUUACUAAACGGCGGAUUCACGAAGCUUUGGUAAGGGGUUCAGUUCCUAGCACUGCUAGUUAUAAUGCCAUGGCGGUUGAUCUAUACGAAGAAGGUAAGAUAGACGAGGCGGAUAAAGUUAUCGUUGAAAUGAAAAACAAAGGCUUUAAACCAAAACAUUUUAUUUUUGAGGCAAAGGUAGCUGCAUUGUGCAAGGUUGAUACUGUCGAUGAAGCGAUCAAGGUAAUUGAAGAGGACAUGGUGGAAGUCAAUUGUCUACCAAAUGCUAGGGUUUAUAAUAUUCUCUUGAAAACCCUUAGUAAUGUUGGAAGUUCGACAUUAGUGCUCGAGAGCUUGAACAAGAUGUCGAAAAAGGUAGGUUGCAUGGGCGACAAAGAAACGUAUAACAUUUUACUAGAGAUGCUUUGUCAUGAGAGAAAGCAUCUUGAAGCAAGCAAAAUUUUGGAGCAAAUGUCAAUUAAAUCAUACUGGCCUUGUGCCAAUAGUUACAAUUUGCUCAUUGAGGGUAUUUGUUCCUUAGGUUGGCAAUACGAAGCUGUUAUGUGGUUGGAGGACAUGAUUAGCCAGGGGAAACUUCCUGAAAUUUCUGUUUGGAGUGCAGUAGCAUCUUCGUUUUGUAAUUCCGAUUUGUUGAAAGUGUCAGUCGAGAUGUUUAAUCGCCUAAGAAGUUUGUGA
Molecule: messenger RNA, 933 nt
Organism: Lathyrus sativus (Indian pea)
Lineage: Eukaryota; Viridiplantae; Streptophyta; Magnoliopsida; Fabales; Fabaceae
Source: the annotation of a GenBank genome assembly